GAAGUUUACCGAGUUCACUGGCUCUGGGCAAAGGCACUAUGGGAUCGAUGGAAGGAAGAGCUGAUGUUGGUCCAAUUCAAGAUGGAUUGGACAUGUAACUUUUUCUUGUGGAAAGCAACCCAAUGGGGCAACCGGAUGCAGGAAUCAUUCACGAAACGACUUCUGGGUCAUGCAUGCUACUCUGGAAGGCAAUCUUGA
Molecule: messenger RNA, 198 nt
Organism: Suillus bovinus
Lineage: Eukaryota; Fungi; Basidiomycota; Agaricomycetes; Boletales; Suillaceae
Exons: 1
Source: RefSeq, a predicted model, not a curated record